Penicillium daleae is the source of this 1041-nucleotide messenger RNA. RefSeq names its product DUF1295 domain protein. The transcript is spliced from 2 exons. Lineage: Eukaryota; Fungi; Ascomycota; Eurotiomycetes; Eurotiales; Aspergillaceae. Gene Ontology annotation, cellular component: membrane. The record is from RefSeq and is a predicted model, not a curated record. The coding region runs from base 1 to 1041 and encodes 346 amino acids.
AUGGCGGGGGCUCCAGCCUACUCGAUGAUGAUCGAUCCCAAGCCGCAUUCGCGGGCUCCGCCUCCCCCAAGUCCCGGCUUCAAAAUGACAACCGGAGACGUCGGAAUUCUUAAGUCCACCCUUCUACCUUCGUUUAGCCUUUAUUCUGGCUUAUCAGUUGCAGCAUAUGCUGUCGCACAAUCGACCGACCGUCUCGAAAUCAAAGACUGGCUCUGGCCAUCCGCGCAAGUCCUCAAUGCAUGGUUGACUGCCAUAGGUCGGCCGAUGUACGAAACCGGAAUUACAUUCCCUGAUGCUUGGAGGGGUCUUACCUGGUCUGAAAAGCUGCUUAUCAGUGGCGUGACCGUCUGGGGCACUCGGCUGUUCGCUCGCAUAGUGAGCCGGUCUUUGGCUCGUGGGAAGGAUGAUCCGCGAUAUGAGGCGCAGAAGAAAGAAAAAGGGUUCUGGAAGACUGCUCUCUUCAAGAUCUUCCUCCCUGAAGCCGCAUUUUUGAGUUUCAUCUCCUUGCCUAUCACGGUGCCAUACUCCAUGGGUGAUACUACGCUCUCGGUCAGCACCAACACGCUUAGCACAGUUCGCGCAUUGGGUGUUGGACUGUUCAGCGCUGGAUUCGCGCUCGAGAUAAUGGCUGAUACUCAGCUUGAGCUCCAUCUCAACGAGCGAGAAGAUCUAUGCCGAUAUGGUGUCUGGAGCCUUGUCCGACAUCCUAACUAUUUGGGAGACACACUGGUCCAUAUAUCAUUCCUUCUCAUGAACAUCACCGACUCUUUCAAUCCAAUUGUUCUACUUGGCCCACUUGCCAACUAUCUUUUCCUUCGCUUGGUGGGUGGCGACAAGAAAACCGAGGAGAGCCAAGAGAAGCGCUACCAACAGCAGGAUACUCACAAGUACGAGCAACUGUGUAACUGGCGGGGAGAAAAGAACAGCUUCUGGCCUUCGUUGAAAGACCUGACCAACCCCUGGGCUUUGGCAGUUGUGGGAUGCGGUUUGAUUGGGGUUGUUGCAGAAGAAAUUGUGCGGAGUAGUCUCACCAUGCGAUAG